Engraulis encrasicolus (European anchovy) is the source of this 1171-nucleotide messenger RNA. Its product is annotated as transmembrane 4 L6 family member 4-like. The record is from RefSeq and is a predicted model, not a curated record. The transcript is spliced from 5 exons. Bases 230 to 811 code for a protein of 193 amino acids. Gene Ontology annotation, cellular component: membrane. NCBI's taxonomy places the organism in Eukaryota, Metazoa, Chordata, Actinopteri, Clupeiformes, Engraulidae.
UAGUUAUGACGGCAAUUGAUAUGGGCUUUAUCAUCGUCUGAUCUUGUUUCCAUUCAGGUGUGGCAUGAGGUCUAAGGUCAGCGCUGUUGUCACUGCCCCUGCCCCCAGACACGGGGCCUAUAUAAUCAGUCCACUGCCCUUGUCCAGCAGUGGAUCACACAGGACACAGAGCAACGAGGAAAAGAAGAGCAUUCGUCUCACGGAAUAGAGGAAUCAGGAGUGCCUAAAGAUGUGUACAGGAAAGUGUGCUAAAUGCAUCGCAGUGGUGCUGUACCCACUGGCCUUGGUUUCUAUCAUCUGCAACAUCAUUCUCUUUUUCCCUGGUUGGGAUACACAAUAUGUUCAAAAUGACGAGGAGGGCAAGGAAAGACUCACGCCUGAGGUGAAAUUCAUGGGAGGCGUUGUUGGCGGUGGCAUAAUGGUCCUUAUUCCAGCCAUUCAUAUUCACCUGACUGGGAAAGCAGGCUGCUGUGCCAACCGCUGUGGGAUGUUCCUGUCCAUUGGGUUUGCAGCUGCUGGGGUCCUGGGUGCUAUUUGGAAUAUGAGUGCGGCUGCUCUUGGCCUGUCUAAAGGACCAGUUUGCAAUGUUCUUGGAAUAGGCUGGACCCGACCAUUUGAUGUUGUCAACGGCACUGACUACCUGUCAAAACCAGAUCUCUGGAACUUGUGUACUGAGCCUGAGAAUGUGGUGGAGUUUAACAUCGCCCUCUUCUCUGUCCUCCUGGUGUGCGCUGCGCUGCAGUUGGCGUUGUGCGGAUUACAGAUGGUCAACGGCCUCUUUGGAUGUAUAUGUGGAACCGGCAGAGAUUGAAUGGAGUGGAGAGGACCCCAAAGUAACACUUAAGCUGGCAGUUGCAGCCGAAUGAAGAAUCACGGAUUGGCUAGCUGUCAACGGUACCUCAAUUGACUCAAUUGACUUUACACUCAUGACGGCUUAUUGCCCACCUCCUAUAGAGACUACUGCGAAAUGUUAUGUUUUAAGUUGUGUAUGUUGAAAAUAUUUGAAUCUAUGUGUAUUUUUUUUUAAAUAAAUAUCGUGCUAUUCUAAUAAAUAAGGUUAUUCAAUGGUUAACAUUUUCAGCACUGUUAUUUCCGCCUGUAAACAUGUACUCUGUCCUGCAAAAUGAACUACAGUGUCAUAAACACAUUGUCAUAAACUAAUUUUCUACAA